UUAAAAAAAAAAAAUGCUUGCCGAGAAAUCAUGCUUCGCCGCAAGAAGCUUACGAAGCGAGUUGUAGUCAAACAAAUAGUAAAAGACCACAAGGCAUUAUUAGCAGCCAAUGAAUUGGUCAACACCAUAUGUACAUAAAAAGAGGCUUAUAAGGCUAAAAGGCGUCACCCGUCUCCACUUCCCCCGAAUCCAUUUUCUUCUCUUCUUCCUGCUUCGAAUUGCGAUUCAUUACUGAGCAGAAAAAUGUUGGAGUGCCUUCCUCCUCCGGAAUCUCCCACCUUCUCCCCGAUGCACCAAGAACAGGCCCCAUGGAUGCUUCCUCCUCCUCCUCGCCUCUCCCAUCCACAACCACCAUCAGUCUCUCUCACGUCUACUCCGCUGUUCUUCAAACCAAUUCCUUCAAGGAGAUGUCGAGAAUCACCAGCUCCAUGGAUCUUAUGGCCGCCGAUCAUGAUCAACUUCAAGACCUCUCCGGAAUGCUCACCCAAGUUCUUAGCCCCGAUCGAGAACGCGUCCUCAAUGCCCUUCACUGCUCCAAAUCCACUUCCACUUCCCUUUUCAAUCUUAUCUCUUCUUACUUCGAUUACAGCGAGAAAACCACCAGUCUCUGCCUCACCCUCCGGAGUAUCGUUGCUCAAGCCCGUCGACUCUAUUCCCCAAUUCACACCCUCCUCGGUGAUCUUCCCAUUGAUUCCCUCUCCCAGCCUGACUGCGACCUCGUCUUCCAAGAAUUCCUUAAAUUCAACGAUGACACUAACCCUUUUCCCCGCCCUGACUCACAGACCUUCGACCCAAUUCGAGACCAUUUCUGCAAUCUCAAGCACCAACUAGAGCGUCGCCUUCGCAAGUCCAGCUCCAGAAUUCGCCUUGUUCGCCCUCCCAACCCCAACUCCAACACCGUCAUCUGCUGCGGCAGCAGUGCUGCAAUUACGGCCUACAUUCCUCCAAAGUUCGCCAGGAGAGAAUUGGCGUAUGUAGCUCAGCUUAAAGUUGCAUCUAGAAAUACCUAUGUUCUGAAGACUGACCUUGACACGCUUGAUAGCCUUGUCGGCCGCCUGCAUAACACCGUGGAGGACGACAAGCGUUUCAUUCGACUGGGUUUGAAUAUGGGGAAUGAUAAGCACGCAGUUCAGUUAGUGCUCAAACAGUUGGGGAAGAACCACCGGACUUCGGAGCAGUACCUUGAUCUUCUUGAGGAGAAGAUAACUACUUGUUUCACUACUGUCAACCUCUCAAGAUCUCAACUUCUCAAGGAGAUUCUACUUCAUCAAACUAGUUUGGGCUCUUCUCAUUCCCAAUAGUUACACUCAACUGAAUCUGGGAUUCACUCUAUUUUUUCUUUCUAAAUGUAGUUUUGUUCCUAAACUAAUAUUCAACUUGUCUUUAACCCGUUUAGUUUACAGUUUACAGUUUACACCAAUAAUAGAUACUCAAUAAAUUCAUACCUUC
Benincasa hispida (wax gourd) is the source of this 1449-nucleotide messenger RNA. Its product is annotated as UPF0496 protein At3g19330-like. Lineage: Eukaryota; Viridiplantae; Streptophyta; Magnoliopsida; Cucurbitales; Cucurbitaceae. The record is from RefSeq and is a predicted model, not a curated record.